AUGAGAUUUACUUCAAUCGAUGCUGAACGAAACCCGGCGCCGGCCACGUGGACCCUCGACGGAUGUAUGAUUUUAGAUCGCCCUCCUUCUUGCUGGUAUCAUCGCCAUCAAGAAGAUAAUAUCGCAAAAGAGCAGCGGCGGUGGCCACGAAAGCCAUGGCUGGUCUUCCGGCGGUGGCAGCGGGGGCAGCGGCGGCUGGGACAGGAGAUCUCACAACGACGUAUC
Messenger RNA from Iphiclides podalirius (scarce swallowtail), 225 nucleotides. The record is from the annotation of a GenBank genome assembly. NCBI's taxonomy places the organism in Eukaryota, Metazoa, Arthropoda, Insecta, Lepidoptera, Papilionidae.